Messenger RNA from Onychostoma macrolepis, 1602 nucleotides. Its product is annotated as SCAN domain-containing protein 3-like. The coding region runs from base 1 to 1602 and encodes 533 amino acids. Gene Ontology annotation, molecular function: protein dimerization activity. NCBI's taxonomy places the organism in Eukaryota, Metazoa, Chordata, Actinopteri, Cypriniformes, Cyprinidae. The record is from RefSeq and is a predicted model, not a curated record. The transcript is spliced from 2 exons.
AUGCGGAGGCACCACGUUGAGAAACACCAGACUUUCCACACCAAUUUUCCAGAGGGAUCUCAAGAGAGGGCAGCAAAAGUGCAGAGUUUGAUUGCAUCCUACAACCGGAGCAGUACUACCAUGGUGCGGUCAUUCACAGCCCAAGAGAGAGCUACCGCAGCAUCCCUUCGUGUUUCCUGGAUAUUGGCAAAAAAGAAAAGGCCAUUCACAGACUCUGAAACCGUGAAGGACUGUAUGCUGGCCGUCGUGGAUGAGGUGAUAAAUGACGAUAAAAUUAAAACGAGCGUGGCAUCUGCUAUAAAAAACGUACCCCUGUCAGAUACUUCCAACAUUCGUAGGGUUGAAAUUCUUGCUGCAGCUGUCAUAUGCUUCAGAGAGGAGCUGCUCUGCCUACUGCCGUUAGAAGGACACACAACGGGCGAUAUAGUCUUUGGGAAAAUUUCUGCUUUUUUUAAAGACAAUGGUCUGGAUAUGACGCGUGUGUGCAUGCUUGUGACGGAUGGGGCUCCAUCCAUGACAGGGAAAGUGAAUGGUUUGGCAGCACGUUGGUCCGCUGUUGCACCUCAGUUGAUCUCCUUACACUGCAUUGUGCAUCAGGCGGUGUUGUGCGCAAAACUAAGCGGAGCGCUCAAAACGACAAUGGACAACGUGAUGGCUACAAUUAAUUUUAUUCGCUCUACAUCAAGCCUCCAACACCGCUUGUUCCGCAUGCUGCUGUCAGAAAUGUCUGCUGAGCACCACGACCUGCUUUUGCAUAAUGACGUGAGGUGGCUGUCCAAAGGCAAAGCACUGGUGCGUUUCUGUGGUCUCAGAGAGGAGAUCAUAACUUUCCUCCGCAGCAGCAAGCAUAAAAAGGCAGAAACGCACUUGAGUCGCAUACUGGACGACAACUUCAUGGCCGAUGCCAGCUUUCUGAGCGACAUAUUCAAACACCUGAAUGAUCUCAAUUUGGCACUACAAGGCAGAGACAAAACUGUCAUCGACCUUGUGGAACAGAUGCGCGCAUUCCCAGUUAAACUGGACCUUUUCGCAACUGAUUUGAGCACAGGCCGAAUGCUGCAUUUUCCGACACUCCGCAAAUUCAUCUCAUCCCCCGCACAAAUCACGGAUGUGAUGACAGAUUUCAUUGCGAGGCUGAAAAUGAACUGUGCUGGUCGAUUGGAUGGACUUGUUCUGCCCUCAGAGGUGGCCCUUUUUGUCAGAGACCCGUUCACUGUUGCAUUAGAAGGGGACUUAUCUGCCAGAGCAAAGCAAGUGGUUCCUUCCAUUGACGAGGGGAAAUUCACACUCGAACUUGUUGACAUGCAGUCAUCUGUAACCAUGGCACAGGAGCUUUGCACUAACGGGCCUACAAUGUUUUGGACUGAUGUCAACGUACAUCAGUUCCCUAACAUUAAGAAAGUAGCGAUCGUCAUGCUCAGUAUGUUUGGAUCAACAUACACAUGUGAGUCAAGUUUUUCACACAUGAACUCCAUAAAGAGCAACUAUCGUUGCUCCCUGACUGACUGUACUCUCCACCAAUGCCUUCGGAUUGCAUUGACAACUUACGAGCCUAAAGUCACUGCUCUUGUUCAAAACAAAAAAUGCCACUUCUCCCACUAA